AUGUCGACUGCUGAGGGCACCACCGCGGCCACGGCCCCGAAGGAGGUUACCGAGGCCGAGAAGCCCGUGACCUCUUCCGCCGUGUUUUCCAUGUUCGGUGGUGGGGCAAAAAAGGAGAAGAAGGACGUCGAAGAGGGCCGUGGCGAUGUGUCGGGCAGCAACAAGGCACAGCGCGAGGCAGCUGCCGCUGCCGCUGCUAAGGAUGGAGACGAGGAGGACCAGGCCCCCGAGUCCGAAGAUGUCCACUUCGAGCCUGUCAUCCGGCUGACGGAGAAGGUUGAGGUCAAGACCAACGAGGAGUCAGAGGAGCAGGCCUUCAAGAUGCGCGCCAAGCUGUUCAAGUUUGUGCGCGAGAGCAGCGAGUGGAAGGAGCGCGGCACGGGCGAUGUUCGUCUGCUGAAGCACAAGGAGAACGGCAAGACUCGGUUGGUCAUGCGCCGGGACAAGACGCUCAAGGUCUGCGCCAACCACUACAUCCUGCCCGAGAUGAAGCUAUCGCCCAACGUCGGAUCUGACCGAAGCUGGGUCUGGAAUGCGACGGCGGAUGUGAGCGAGGGCGAGCCAGAGGCCGUGACCCUGGCUAUUCGCUUUGCAAACCCAGAGAAUGCGAACCUUUUCAAGGACGCCUUCGUCAAGGCGCAGGCGGAUAACGAGGCCAUCUUGGAGGCAAACAGCCCUGCUGACGAGGAAAAGGAGGAAGAGAAGGCCAAGGCAGAGCCAGCCAAGGAUGCAUAG
Grosmannia clavigera kw1407 is the source of this 735-nucleotide messenger RNA. Its product is annotated as ran-specific GTPase-activating protein. Gene Ontology annotation, biological process: nucleocytoplasmic transport. The transcript has 5 exons. The record is from RefSeq and is a predicted model, not a curated record. Gene Ontology annotation, cellular component: nuclear pore; cytoplasm. Gene Ontology annotation, molecular function: GTPase activator activity. Lineage: Eukaryota; Fungi; Ascomycota; Sordariomycetes; Ophiostomatales; Ophiostomataceae. Bases 1 to 735 code for a protein of 244 amino acids.